ACGUCCAGGGUCCGGGGGAUGCCCACCCGAAUCAUCCUAGGCCUGUGGACGCUGUGGGCGGCGCCGGGUGUGCGACGCUGCGGCUCACCUGGCGCUGCAGGUGGAGAAAGCGAGGGCACACCAUCUAGGCUUCUACAGCGUCACUACACUUUCCCCUUCUCUCCGGAUUGCCUGUGGUCCUCCGGGGGAACAGUAGGGUAGGUGAGAACAAGUUUGGGGCGAGGGAGCAAAGUGGGUUAAGGGGUAACAUGUGCAAGAGUGCUCAGGGUCUUAGCUACCUCCGGGAACCAGGAGAACCCUCCGCCUCUGCGGCUUUAAGGAAGCUGCCGAGUCCAGGCUGUGUCGCAGCAACUUUGUAUCAGUCAUGUCGCCCGCCUGGUGACUGACAGCCCCGAUUGCCCAAUGAGAAGCGCGCCUGGCCCGCACAGCGUGGAGCCUUAUUUCCCCCUUGGCCAAUGGAAAUGGCUCCGGCGGGCGGGACAGCGACCUGAACUUUCUGGACAUGUGACCUGCUUUUAAAAGAGCCAGCCUUCCAACUGCCCCCCCCCGGGGGGGGCUCCCUCCCUCUUUUGCAUGCCCAGGCCCUGCCCCUGCCCCUCCCCUCAGCUCCUGCGCACCCUGGGUGUCAUUGGGCCCGGGAGAAGAGAGCCAACUUCAGGCUGCUCAGAGGAAGCUUGUGCAAGUCACCUGGGCGCCAGCGCUGCUGCCUUGGACUCUCCCGCUGCAGGGAGAGUGGCACUCGCUGGCCUGGAUGUGGUUGGAUGUAGGGGGGCUCCGCAGCACGGGUGUCGUAGUGGUGACAAGCGCUGCAACAGGUAGACAGCAAGAGGACGACCCCGGCCGAGGCAGCUAUGGAAACCAAAGGCUACCACAGUCUCCCUGAAGGUCUAGAUAUGGAAAGACACUGGGGUCAAGUUUCUCACCCGGACGAGCGUUCUUCACUUGGACCUGCAGAAUCGACUGAGGAGAACAACUACAUGGAGAUUGUAGACGUCAGCUGUGUUUCCGGUGCUACUCCAAACAGCAGUUCUCAAGGAAGCAGCAAAGAAAACCACGAAUUACUCCCUUGCCUUCAGCAAGACAGUGGUCGGUCUGGGAUUUUACCAUCUGAUAUUAAAACAGAGCUGGAAUCCAAGGAGCUCUCAGCCACGGUGGCCGAGUCCAUGGGUUUGUACAUGGAUUCCGUGAGAGAUGCGGAGUACACGUAUGACCAGCAGAACCAACAAGGAGGCAUGAGCCCGGCAAAGAUUUAUCAAAACAUGGAGCAACUGGUGAAGUUUUACAAAGAGAACGGACACCGGCCCUCCACACUCAGUGGUAUGAGCAGGCCUUUGAGGUCAUUCCUGCCUGACUCUGGGGGUUCCAUGAAUGGUGGAGUCAUGCGGGCCAUUGUUAAGAGCCCCAUCAUCUGUCAUGAGAAGAGCCCCUCUGUUUGCAGCCCUCUGAACAUGCCAUCUUCAGUAUGCAGCCCAGCGGGCAUCAACUCUCUGUCCUCCUCCGCAGCUAGCUUUGGCAGUUUCCCAGUGCACAGCCCCAUCACUCAAGGAACCCCUUUGACCUGCUCCCCCAACGUUGAAAACCGAGGCUCGCGGUCACACAGCCCUGCACAUGCUAGCAACGUGGGAUCCCCACUUUCAAGUCCAUUAAGCAGCAUGAAAUCCCCGAUUUCCAGCCCCCCAAGUCACUGCAGUGUAAAAUCUCCAGUCUCCAGUCCAAACAAUGUCCCUCUGCGCUCCUCUGUGUCCAGCCCGGCAAAUCUUAACUCAAGGUGCUCCAUUUCCAGCCCUUCCAACACCAACAAUAGAUCGACGCUCUCCAGCCCGACAGCCAGCACGGUGGGGUCCAUAGGCAGCCCCCUCAGCAAUGCCUUCAGCUAUGCCGCCUCGGGCGCUUCUGCUGGAGCCGGUGCUGUCCAGGAUGUGGUUCCCAGUCCAGACACCCAUGAGAAAGGUGCUCGCGAUGUUCCUUUCCCUAAGACAGAGGAAGUCGAGAAGGCCAUCUCCAAUGGCGUGACUGGCCAGCUCAACCUUGUCCAGUACAUAAAACCAGAACCAGAUGGGGCUUUCAGCAGCUCCUGCCUAGGCGGAAACAGCAAAAUCAACCCCAGCUCUCCGUUCUCUGUACCCAUAAAGCAAGAAUCCACCAAGCACUCUUGUUCAGGCGCCUCGUUCAAAGGGAACCCCACGGUCAACCCGUUUCCAUUCAUGGAUGGCUCGUACUUUUCCUUUAUGGAUGAUAAAGAUUAUUACUCCCUAUCAGGAAUCUUAGGACCACCUGUGCCCGGCUUUGAUGGUAGCUGCGAGGGCAGCGCAUUCCCAAUGGGGAUUAAGCAAGAACCGGAUGACGGGAGCUAUUACCCGGAGACCAGCAUCCCAUCAUCUGCCAUCGUUGGUGUGAAUUCGGGUGGACAGUCCUUUCACUACCGGAUUGGUGCUCAAGGUACAAUAUCUUUAUCACGGUCACCUAGAGACCAAUCUUUCCAACACUUGAGUUCCUUUCCACCCGUCAAUACCUUAGUGGAGUCAUGGAAACCGCACGGUGACCUGUCAUCUCGGAGAAGUGAUGGAUAUCCGGUCCUAGAGUACAUUCCAGAAAACGUGUCAAGCUCGACUUUACGAAGUGUUUCUACUGGAUCCUCGAGACCUUCCAAGAUCUGCCUGGUGUGUGGAGACGAGGCUUCUGGAUGUCAUUACGGGGUAGUGACCUGCGGCAGCUGCAAAGUCUUCUUCAAGAGAGCCGUGGAAGGUAAAUGCUCAUGGCAACACAACUAUUUAUGUGCUGGAAGAAAUGACUGCAUCAUUGAUAAAAUUCGGCGAAAGAAUUGUCCUGCCUGCAGGCUCCAGAAGUGUCUUCAAGCUGGUAUGAACUUAGGAGCUCGAAAGUCAAAGAAGCUGGGGAAAUUAAAAGGCCUUCAUGAGGAGCAGCCACAGCAGCCCCCACCGCCACCACCCCAGAGCCCGGAAGAGGGGACCACAUACAUCGCUCCUGCCAAGGAGCCAUCCGUGAACUCCGCACUGGUACCACAGCUUGCCUCCAUCACGCGUGCACUCACGCCAUCGCCGGCUAUGAUCCUGGAGAGCAUUGAGCCUGAGACCGUGUAUGCAGGCUACGACAGCUCCAAGCCUGACACCGCGGAGAGCCUACUCUCCACGCUCAACCGCCUGGCAGGCAAACAGAUGAUCCAGGUCGUGAAGUGGGCCAAGGUACUUCCAGGAUUUAAAAACUUGCCUCUUGAGGACCAAAUUACCCUCAUCCAGUAUUCUUGGAUGUGUCUCUCAUCGUUUGCCUUGAGUUGGAGAUCGUACAAACAUACGAACAGCCAAUUUCUCUAUUUUGCACCAGACCUAGUCUUUAAUGAAGAGAAGAUGCAUCAGUCUGCCAUGUAUGAACUGUGCCAGGGGAUGCGCCAGAUCAGCCUUCAGUUCGUGCGCCUGCAGCUGACCUUUGAGGAAUACUCCAUCAUGAAGGUUUUGCUGCUGCUAAGCACAGUUCCAAAAGAUGGCCUCAAGAGCCAGGCUGCAUUUGAAGAGAUGAGGACAAAUUACAUCAAAGAACUGAGGAAGAUGGUCACCAAGUGUCCCAACAACUCUGGACAGAGUUGGCAGAGAUUCUACCAACUGACCAAGCUUCUAGACUCCAUGCAUGAUCUGGUGAGUGACCUGCUCGAAUUCUGCUUCUACACCUUCCGAGAGUCCCAGGCUUUGAAGGUGGAGUUCCCCGCCAUGCUGGUGGAGAUCAUCAGUGACCAGCUGCCAAAGGUGGAGUCCGGGAACGCCAAGCCCCUUUACUUCCACAGGAAGUGAAGGAAGACGUCAGCCAGGAAGAACUUUGCCUUACGUUUCCCCACGUCGCUCUACACCUAUGAAGGACCCAAGAAAUCACAUUUUCACAUGUGACGGCUGAUUCGC
Molecule: messenger RNA, 3908 nt
Organism: Acomys russatus (golden spiny mouse)
Lineage: Eukaryota; Metazoa; Chordata; Mammalia; Rodentia; Muridae
Gene: Nr3c2
Product: nuclear receptor subfamily 3 group C member 2
Exons: 9
Coding region: 852-3803 (983 amino acids)
Biological process (GO): regulation of DNA-templated transcription
Molecular function (GO): DNA-binding transcription factor activity; zinc ion binding; sequence-specific DNA binding
Source: RefSeq, a predicted model, not a curated record